Bipolaris sorokiniana ND90Pr is the source of this 1130-nucleotide messenger RNA. RefSeq lists its product as uncharacterized. The coding region runs from base 149 to 967 and encodes 272 amino acids. NCBI's taxonomy places the organism in Eukaryota, Fungi, Ascomycota, Dothideomycetes, Pleosporales, Pleosporaceae. Gene Ontology annotation, cellular component: nucleus. The record is from RefSeq and is a predicted model, not a curated record. The transcript has a single exon.
ACCACAUACACACGCACGCACGCACGCACGCAAACACCAGCAUACAGCAAUAACAACAUUCGACCUGCAUCUGGCUACUGGGAAGAACGAAAAAUACGGAUACACCCCACUCCGACUCGCAACCCCACACCCACGAUAAACCGUCAUCAUGGAAGUCGCCACCGAGUCGCCCAUCACGGUCAUCGUCAACAGCAUCCGCGGUCAAAACAUCGCCUUUGCUACCGAGAAGAAUGCGCCUCUCAGCUCCAUCUAUGAAACGCUUUACAAACGCGCACCAUGGGUCCAGAACUCAUCUUACAUCCUCACCACAAACUCGCGCCGCUCAGUCUGCCAUGACGAAGCCCCCGUCUCAUCACUACUCUCUUCGCCAGCCGACACAUUUCUGUCACUACGCCUGACUGUACCUCUAUGUGGUGGAAAGGGUGGUUUUGGAUCCAUCUUGCGCGCUCAAGGUGGCCGCAUGUCGUCGCGCAAGAAGAAGCAGGGUGACGUGAACGGAUCCUCUCGCAAUCUGGAUGGACGGCGUCUGCGGACAGUCACCGAAGCCAAGGCACUUGCCGAAUAUCUAGCCAUCAAGCCUGAGAUGGAGCAGAGAGAAAAGGAGGAGCGUCGGAAGAAGUUGGAAGACAUUGUCGCCAGCACCGAGCGCAAGCAGGAAGAGCUGCAACACAGCAGGGGCACAGCACGUUUAGAUGGACAGUGGGUAGAGAACAAAGAGGAAGCCGAAAACAAGACCCGCGAGGCUAUCGAGAAGAUGCUCAUGGCACAGAGAGAGAGCUCAGAAGAGGAAGAGGAAGCAGAGGUUCAGCCAGUCGCUUCGGCAUCAAAGCCUGUUCAGCAACGGACCAUGUUUGGUUGGGACGACGAGGAUAAUGAGUUUAUGAGCGAUAGCGAAGACGACGACGAUGUCUCUGAAGAGGAUGCGAAGCCUGUAAUUGAGGGCAAAGGAAAAGCUAGGGCUGUCUAAGUUCUUUCCAGUUUGGCUGCAUCAUUUGACGCGACUCGACUUUUCAAUGCAUACAAUGGCGUUUGGGAGUUGUGCUCUUUUUUUCUCUGUAGAUACCCAAUAUUAUAACAUUCUCAGUUCAUAACUUCAGACAUCCGCUCUAGCUACCGCUCAUAAUCACUAU